AUGGUUGAUCAGACUGAGACAUUAACUGGGCCAUCCUCCUCUCAGAGUGUUCCACAUCUACCUGCUACUGAAAUAGUAGAUGAUAUCACCAAGCAAGAAGAUCUAGCUAUGAACGAAGAACUUCCGCCCACCACUGAGGCGCGUGAAGACCCUCCUCCCCCAUCUCUCUUUGAGCCAUUUGCUCAGCCAACAGGUGGCCUAUUGUCUACACCUCUCGCUUCCUCACAUUCUCCAGAAGAGGGAACGAUAAUUGAGGGCGAACAAGGAGGCGCGAAUCCCCAGGCUAUUAUACAGGCCCUUGACUCCCUGUCUAAUAUCCCAGCUCAUUUGACCCUUUUAUCUAACGAGUCCAACCUUUACCACGAUCGCGAUAUGGACGAGCUAGAGGACGUCGAGGAACUCCUCGACGACCCUACUCCUUUCGUGCAAGAGUCGGCCAACGACGAUACUGAUGAUGGCUGGCAAGACGACCAGUGGAUGGAGCCCCCAGAUGGCAAUGGUAGCUUAAUCGAAAACACUGAGCUUUCUGGUUUCGAGCUCGAUAGGCUUCCACAUGACAAAGUCGGCAUGGGCCCUGGCUCCAUAUCCACCAGCUCCGAGAAGGAUGCAAACGAUGACAUUGGAGAGUUUUAUCCAUCCGAUGAUGAUGACUCGUACCGCGACUCCGAUAGCAUCUGCGGUAGUGUCUCUCCCUUACCACCCACUCAACGGGAACGGUUGAGCACCAACCAUAAUACAAAUGCCACUAAUAACAACACCAUUGGCCCUAUUACUCCGCCAGUUGAGCAGGGGGAGUUUCCUCCAAUUGAGUUGCUCCAAUUUGCCUUACCAGACCCUGGAGAUCAGUAUUUUGAUCCUAAUGGGGCUGACGCCGAUAUGGCAGACAUUUCUAUGCACACUGAGAGCCCAACCCCUGAGCAAAACCUCCUUCUGUUGACAUUUCUAAAGUCUGAGCCUGAACAUGGGCAUGACAAGCAUCCUUUACCUCCUUCAUCCUUGAUACACAUCUACUCCCAGAGUGUUUUGCCUCCAAACCACAUUGUUCCUGAUGAGAAUACUAACAAGCGCCACUCGCCAGCAUUCGAACGCAACUUGACCGUUGAACAGUUCAUCCGUCAGUGGUACCUCCGCGCUCGUAUGUCUCGGGAUCGACUCGGUAUGAAGCACAAGUACCCUGCAAUAGCCCCAGAGGCUAUGAAUGUGCAGAACUGGCAGAGACCGACCAAGAUCUCGCGCCCAGAUGACCACAAAGGUCGCUAUUUCGAUAUCCAGAACAUCCCAUGGAUGUCCAAGUUGGACGUGGACCGAGCUGCUGCUCGUGCCCUACGCGACCAGUGGUAUACUUCUUACCAUAAUUUGCGCUUCGAGCCUCAUGGUUAUGCAAUCACUCCACGCGAUACUGAGAAUUAUUUCAAAGCCAAGAACAUGUACACCAAGUUCAAAGCCACCAUGGCUCAUUUCCAGCUUCGCAACCUCAUGUCUGUGAGGGCAUCUAACGUUGUGCAGUAUGUCUACCGUAACAAGGUCUACUCGGUCACUCCAUUCUACGACGUGCAAGACACCAUCCUCGAGCUUACCGAAUCAGUCUCUUCCAACCCCGUGGCUGAACCUCUGAAAAUCUCUACCAUGAAGGCCAAGCACGGUGUCACUGUUGUUGGUGGCUUUAGCGGUGAAUAUGCAUACAAGGGCGAAAUCCAUGGUUAUGACAAGGUUGAAGGCCGUAUCACCAAGCAUCUCAAUGGAAUCACCAACCACAUUGACAUUGUUCAACACCGCACGAGCCACACUCCGCAGGCCAUCAUUGCCUCUAACGAUAACUCUAUCCGCAUCCUUGACUGCGAGACAAACAAGUUCAUUGGAACUCAUAGCUUUGCUCGUGCGAUCAACUGCACCGAUACCUCUCCCGACGGCCGUCUUCGUGUUAUUGUCGGCGACUCUGCUGAUUCUUGGGUUGUUGACAGUGAGACUGGCAAACCGGUUCAGCCCCUCACCGGCCACCGCGACUUUGGAUUUGCAUGCGCCUGGUCCCCUGAUAUGCUGCACAUAGCCACCAGCAACCAGGACAAGACCGUCAACAUCUGGGACGCUCGUAUGUGGAGAGUUCUCCAGACCCUUGAUUCGGAUGUUGCGGGAUACCGUUCCCUCCGUUUCUCCCCUGUUGGCGGCGGACCCCGUUCGCUGCUCAUGUGUGAGCCUGCCGACCGCCUCGUCAUCGUCAACGCUCAAAACUACCAGACCCGUCAAGUCCACGAGUUCUUUGGUGAAAUUGGCGGAGCCGACUUCACCCCUGACGGCGGCCGUAUCUGGCUCUCUAACAUGGAUUCUCGUUUUGGAGGUCUCAUGGAGUUCGACCGCAUCCAAUGGGGUCAAGAAUUCGGCAUUGGUCAUACCAGACGCGCCAAGAUCGAAGCCCGCGGUGAUGUCUACUAUCCAGACCUGCCUAAUGAAUGGCUCCCCGAAGCCGAACUGGAUGAUGAUCCACGCUGCGUCUUGAGUGCCAGCGAGCGUAGGAUCCGGUACUUGAGGCUCAUGAGUGACGCAGAAUUCUCAAGAUUCAAUAUUUAUUUGGGAUAA
This is a messenger RNA of Nannizzia gypsea CBS 118893, 2574 nucleotides long. RefSeq lists its product as hypothetical. Bases 1 to 2574 code for a protein of 857 amino acids. Gene Ontology annotation, molecular function: protein binding. The transcript is spliced from 5 exons. NCBI's taxonomy places the organism in Eukaryota, Fungi, Ascomycota, Eurotiomycetes, Onygenales, Arthrodermataceae. The record is from RefSeq and is a predicted model, not a curated record.